This is a messenger RNA of Chaetomium globosum CBS 148.51, 951 nucleotides long. RefSeq lists its product as uncharacterized. NCBI's taxonomy places the organism in Eukaryota, Fungi, Ascomycota, Sordariomycetes, Sordariales, Chaetomiaceae. Gene Ontology annotation, biological process: fatty acid metabolic process. Bases 1 to 951 code for a protein of 316 amino acids. Gene Ontology annotation, molecular function: NAD+ binding; oxidoreductase activity, acting on the CH-OH group of donors, NAD or NADP as acceptor. The transcript has 3 exons. The record is from RefSeq and is a predicted model, not a curated record.
AUGAUGGCGGCACGACAGGCGCUACGGCUCUCGAGCCGAGUGAGAUACUUCAGCUCAACAGCUGCAAGGCCAGCUGCCGAAGUGAAGCGGUUGGGUGUGAUUGGCGCAGGUCAGAUGGGCCUUGGUAUUGCCUUGGUGGCAGCUCAAAAGGCGCAGGUUCCGGUGACCCUGGUUGACUCGUCCCAAGCCUCCCUCGACAAAGGCUUGGCUUUUGCAGAGAAGCUCCUUGUUAAAGAUGUCGCCAAGCAGCGCCUUACCCAAGAGCAAGCUGACGCCGCCCGCGCCCUGCUUCAGCCCACCACCUCCAUCGACGACCUCUCAUCAGCCGACUUUGUUAUCGAGGCCGUACCCGAGAUCCCCCAGCUCAAGUUUGACAUCUUCUCCAAGCUUGCCCAAAUCUGCCCCAAGCAUGCCAUCCUUGCCACCAACACCUCUUCCAUCUCCAUCACCCGGAUCGCCGCUGCCACCACCGGCGGCAACCCCACCGACACCUCCAACAGCUCACGCGUCGUUUCCACCCACUUCAUGAACCCGGUGCCCGUGCAAAAGGGCGUCGAGAUUAUCUCGGGGCUCCAGACCUCGGCCGAGACCCUCGAGACCGCCGUGGCCUUUUGCAAGCGCCUCGGCAAGGUGACGUCGGUGUCGGCGGACUCGCCGGGCUUCCUGGCCAACCGCAUCCUGAUGCCCUACAUCAACGAGGCCGUCAUCUGCCUGGAGACGGGCGUGGGCGACCGCGACUCCAUCGACGCCAUCAUGAAGAACGGCACCAACGUGCCCAUGGGCCCGCUGCAGCUCGCCGACUUCAUCGGCCUCGACACCUGCCUCGCCAUCAUGAAGGUGUUACACACAGAGACGGGCGACUCCAAGUACCGCCCCAGCGUCCUGCUGCGGAACAUGGUCGACGCCGGCUGGCUGGGGAAGAAGAGCGGGAAGGGCUUUUAUGACUAUUAA